This is a messenger RNA of Sturnus vulgaris (Common starling), 2062 nucleotides long. Lineage: Eukaryota; Metazoa; Chordata; Aves; Passeriformes; Sturnidae. The record is from RefSeq and is a predicted model, not a curated record.
AUGAAGCAGGUUCGGCAGCAGCAUCUCCGGAAGCCAGUGACACCAGAUCUCCUGGUAAGCCCCAGCAGCCACGAUGGGGACCUGGGCUCCGAGUGCCCAGAAGACAGAGGGAACUGGACAGGGCGCCUGGAUUUCCUCCUCUCCUGCAUCGGAUACUGCGUGGGCCUUGGAAACGUCUGGAGGUUUCCCUACAGGGCUUACACCAAUGGAGGAGGAGCUUUCUUGGUUCCCUACUUCAUCAUGCUGGCCAUCUGUGGGAUCCCCAUCUUCUUCAUGGAGCUGUCACUUGGCCAGUUCUCCAGCCUAGGGCCACUUGCAGUCUGGAAGAUAAGCCCUCUCUUUAAAGGCGUUGGCAUGGGCACGAUCCUCAUCGUCUCCUUGGUGGCCAUUUACUACAAUAUGAUCAUUGCUUACGUUCUCUUCUACCUCUUUGCAUCCCUCACAAGCGACUUGCCCUGGCAGCACUGUGGCAACUGGUGGAACACCGAGCUGUGCCUGGACCAUCACGUCAUCAAGGCAGGGAACAACUCCCUCCCCGUCAAUAUCAGCAACACCGUCAGCCCCAGCGAGGAGUACUGGAGCCGGUAUGUCCUGCACAUCCAAGGAAGCUCGGGGAUUGGGGAUCCUGGGAGGAUCCGCUGGAACUUGUGUCUGUGUCUGCUCCUUUCUUGGACUAUUGUUUAUCUCUGCAUCCUUAAGGGAGUCAAAUCCUCUGGCAAGGUCGUGUACUUCACUGCCACCUUCCCUUACCUCAUCCUGGUAAUGCUGCUCAUUCGUGGUGUGACCCUGGAGGGGGCCUGGAAAGGGAUCCAGUUUUACCUCACACCCCAGUUUGAUCACUUGCUGUCUUCCAAGGUGUGGAUCGAGGCAGCCCUACAGAUUUUCUACUCCCUUGGGGUAGGCUUUGGGGGCCUCCUCACCUUCGCCUCGUACAACACCUUCCAUCAGAAUAUCUACAGGGACACCUUCAUAGUGACCCUGGGCAAUGCCAUCACCAGCAUCCUGGCAGGGUUUGCCAUCUUCUCUGUUUUGGGAUACAUGUCCCAGGAACUUGGGGUCCCUGUUAACCAGGUAGCAAAAGCAGGUCCUGGUCUGGCAUUUGUGGUGUACCCCCAGGCCAUGACAAUGCUCCCCCUUUCUCCAUUCUGGUCAUUCCUGUUCUUCUUCAUGCUGUUAACCUUGGGCCUGGACAGCCAGUUUGCAUUUAUGGAGACCAUUGUUACGGCAGUGACAGAUGAAUUCCCCUACUACCUGCGGCCAAAGAAAGCUUCGUUCUCAGCUGUCAUCUGCAUCGCCCUCUUCCUAAUGGGGCUCAUCCUCACAACAGAGGGUGGGAUGUAUUGGCUGGUCCUACUGGAUGACUACAGUGCUGGCUUUGGGCUCAUGGUGGUGGUGAUCACUACCUGCCUUGUGGUGACACGUGUCUAUGGCAUGAAGAGGUUCUGCCGAGAUAUCCACAUGAUGCUGGGAUUCAAACCUGGGCCCUAUUUCAGAGCUUGCUGGAUGGUCCUUUCUCCUGCAACAAUGAUGGCUCUGCUGGUGUAUAACAUUGUCAAGUACCAGCCUUCUGAGUAUGGCAACUACCGCUUCCCCACCUGGGCAGAGGUCUUGGGCAUCCUCAUGGGAGUCCUCUCCUGCCUGAUGAUUCCCAUGGGCAUGGUGGUGGCAGUGCUCCAGGAAGAAGGGACGCUGUGGGAGCGAGUCCAGCAAGCCAGCCGGCCGGCCAUGGACUGGGGCCCGUCCCUGGAGGAGAACCGCACCGGCAUGUACGUGGCGAGCCUGGCUGGCAGCCAGUCCCCCAAACCCCUGAUGGUCCACAUGCGGAAAUACGGGGGCAUCACCAGCUACGAAAACACGGCCAUCCAGGUGGACCGGGAGAUGGAGGAGGACGACGAGGAGGAGUCCAUGAUCUGAGGGGACUCAGGGUCCCAUGGGUGGGAGCUCACCUCCCAUUUUGCACAGGUUGCACUGCAGCACUUCAGGACAGCUUGGGGGGAUCUUUCAAGGAGUAGUCAGGAGCUGCUGACCCUGCCAGGUUCCUCAUCACCACCCUGGCCCUGCC